CCCUCACUCCUAUAGUAUAGGUACUUUGAGAAGGAAGGAGGCUAGUGGCAAUGAAUCAUGGGAAACCUGCAGCAAAACUGGUGAUGUUAAGGAAUCUUUAAUAGGGAGAAACGAAUGGGGAAGCUCCUUGUCGAGGAGAUAAGCGUGGGCAUGAAAUAGGAGUAUACUGGUGCUUUUUUUUGCUAAGUGGAAGUGUAUCACCGAGCUGUGUGGAUGGAUCCCCUUUGGCCACUAAUUAAAGACAAAGAUUGGCAGCCCCAGAAACUGCGCUCUCCGUUCUCCUUUUUGUGUGUGCACUAUACACCGAGCUCCUAACAGUGAGCUACACAGCCCACUAUUACCAUGGUGCUCACAAGGAAAAGAUACAAAGAACUUGGCAUAGUGCCCCAAACAGAAGAGGCUCCCUUAAAGGAUCGACAGGCAAAAAUCACACACUUUUUCUUGCCAAAGCAGAAUGACAUGCAGCCCCAUGAAGAGGCUCAUGAACCUCUCCCGUCUUCAGGCCCCACCCUUGACUGGUCUUUAGACCGUAUUAGUGACAUUUAUGGGCUAAGAAAAGAUCUCUCCUCCCUGAAUCUGGAAAAGGAAUUAGCAGCGGCAGAUCACCACUCCCAUUCGCAGCCCAAGGAGAAUGUACAAGCAGAGAAUUUGGCUUCAAUUGACCCUGUACCUUUAAGGGGAAAUUUGAAUAAUGAAACUUUUAAAAGCACAUCGGAUCCUCCCCCUUCUCCCUGUGUAAAUAACAUUCCUGUAAUGGGCUGGGCUCUUCUGCUUCUUGAGGAACUUGACCUCAUCAAAACCUUCCUUUCCGAAUGUAAUACCCUGCUGAACACCUUGGUGACAGUUGUUGGGAAGGCAAAUCGAGUGAAUGGUGAUAAAGAGAAGGUUUUUACCACUUCAAAUUUAGAAAACAUGAGUACCAGGCCAGCUAAAACAACCAUCCAACAUCCACAGAUACAGAAAGGUGCGCGAAAGUGCGAACAAACUCCUGGAAAGAGAAAGAUAAUUUCAAAAAAGUCCAAAAACAUUAAAAAUUCAAAAUUUCCCCGAUACAGGAAAUUGAAUUAUAAACUACUCUUUAAACUACUCGACACCACUUCCUCCCAGAUUUCUGAGCCACAACCAGCUGAGGCCCCUAAAGAGGCCCCUAAAGAGCCAUCAAAGAGGAAGACGGAAACUAAGACCAUGGCCGUCGCCACUCCCAUUUUAUCCUCGCAAGUGCCUGCUCCCACCGCUUUACCUACAGACUACGUAUCUUGGCACUCGCAGGCUCAUCGCACUCCUUCCACUACUGGACUAUAUAAGACUGCUGCUCAGAGACACCCAAUCAAAACACAUUGGGACCUGGUUUUGAAUCUGAAUAAGCUGGCCUUAAUAAACUAUCCAAAGCUGUUCGGCUUUCAACCACAACACUUUCGGAAACUCCAUUUUUUGGACCUAUUGGACCCCAUUCUUCCUGGUCAGAUUUGCACAUCACACAUCAAUUACAUUGAAUAUUUUUAAAAUAAUUUUAAGACUGCACGAAGUCUUAAAAUGCAACCUUACGAAUGCAACCUUCGCUAGAACAGUUUAUGACAACAGGGACGCUAUUGCCCGCUCCGGGAUUACAAUCACAAGAUUUUUCGAGAAUGUGGCUCUGCCACAACCUCUUGGCCCCUCUUGUCCUGUUUCAACUACUCACAGGCGAGGUGCCCCCCCUUUAGGCACUAGAAGCUCGACAUGCCCUGCACCUCCUACAGAUCCAGCCCCUCGUACCAUCUUCUCUCAGGAAGGGCCAGAUCCCUCUUUAGCUUCUCAGGAUGGGCCAUUCGAACCGGAAGAAACCCAGCUGAUUGAAUCCUUUUGCGAACUACCUAAGGAUGAACACAACUCAAUUAUACUCAGAUUGGACCGCCUCAAAACGCUACUGGGCAACCUGCAAGCCAAACACUACAACCCCCUCAGAAACAGAGAAUCGCUGCAUUCCACCAGGCCGGCAGAAUCCGUUACUUCGCCCAUCAGAAAGACGCUCAACUCUGCCAGCACACCUGCCCCAAGUCACGUCACCCAGAAGGUAACAGCCGAAAUAAAUUUGACUUCACUUAACAACGUAGUCCAAAACGAGGGGAGCACGGCUCCAGCUAGGCUUUCAGGAAAGGGGGCUAAGCCCUCUGCUGGCCCCUCCUGGAUCGAAAUGUGCUAUCUGGAAGCGGAGGAACUGGGACCCCCGAAAAGACCCCGCACCCACCCAGUACCUUGGUACGCCGAGAUGGCCCAAUCAUUACAAAUGUCAGCAUCCAAAAUCCAGAAACAGAGUUAAUCACAGAUUUGGGAAAUUCUAUGAAUUGACAGAACCAAACCCAGUUGAUACAAACUUGCCAACGGCCAGUUCAGCAGGGCAGUCAUUAUCCUCAGAAAAGCUUCCUACAGGACGAUCUGAACUCCCGGGCUCCCAUAUAAACUUCCUCUCAUGGAAUAUCGCUGGAUGGAAAAACAAGUCGGCCGACCCAGAGCUCAUUGCCUACCUACAAUCUUUUGACAUUGUCUCCAAGCGACUUGGCUCCUGGACGCUAACUCUUUUUCCCUCCAGGGCUUUAAGGCUUGGGA
This is a messenger RNA of Rhineura floridana, 2586 nucleotides long. RefSeq lists its product as uncharacterized. The record is from RefSeq and is a predicted model, not a curated record. Lineage: Eukaryota; Metazoa; Chordata; Lepidosauria; Squamata; Rhineuridae. The transcript is spliced from 2 exons. Bases 343 to 1503 code for a protein of 386 amino acids.